AUGACGGCUUUAUCUCUUGGGAAGAGUUUGUGUCGUACUUUGCUGAUGGAGUCAUGGGGAAGGAAGAGUUGCGCCACUUGUUUGAUGAGAUUGACACUCACAACACAAAGUUAGCCAUUACUUUUGUUAUUGUUAUUUGUUAAGUUUGUCAUAGAUUAUGCUUUAGAAAGAAAAAGAGGGGGGCUAAUGAAUUAUUUUUGAACAAUAAAUAUUAGGUCUUAAACUUUUUUAGAAAGAAUAUUUUGAAAACCUAAAUUAAUGAUAACAAUAAUAGUUAUUUCUAUUUGAACUAGUCAUCAAAAUUAAAAAAUCUUUCUUUAGCAAUCUAUAGUUUCUUUAUGAAAGCUACUGAGCUUGGGGGCUUCAAUUCUAUUUAAGUCAGUUUUUCAGACAUUUCAAUUCUAUUUAAGUCAGUUUUUUUCAGACAUUUCAAUUCUAUUUAAGUUAGUUUUUUUUCAGACAUUUCAAUUCUAUUUAAGUUAGUUUUUUUCAGACAUUUCAAUCCUAUUUAAGUUAGUUUUAUUCAGACAUUUCAAUUCUAUUUAAGUUAGUUUUUUUCAGACAUUUCAAUCCUAUUUAAGUUAGUUUUUUUCAGACAUUUCAAUCCUAUUUAAGUUAGUUUUUUUCAGACAUUUCAAUCCUAUUUAAGAUAGUUUUUUUUCAGACAUUUCAAUCCUAUUUAAGUUAGUUUUUCAGACAUUUCAAUCCUAUUUAAGUUAUUUUUUUUCAGACAUUUCAAUCCUAUUUAAGUUAGUUUUUCAGACAUUUCAAUCCUAUUUAAGUUAGUUUUUCAGACAUUUCAAUCCUAUUUAAGAUAGUUUUUUUCAGACAUUUCAAUCCUGUUUAAGUUAGUUUUUCAAACAUUUAAGUUUAAGUUUAAUCAAGAGAUACUGUCUAUGCUAUUUUAUUCAGCAACAUCGACACAGUAGAGCUGUGCACUUACUUUGGAAAGCAUCUGGGUGAGGAAUAUAAAGAGACAUUUGGUUUUCUUGAAGAGAUGAACACAAAGAUGACAAAUGUCUUGUAUCGGACAUCCAAAGUAAGUUUGCACACCUUCAAGUUGACAUUUAUCAUUUAGAAUUCUUGUGGCAUGUGAUCACUUGUCUUUUUUUAAACAGAUUUAGUAGAUAAUUUAGAGACAGGUUUUUGCAUUUAGUUCAGCAAGUUUUUGUUUUGUUUUCUGGUUUAAUUUGCAUUAAAACUUUCAAACUGAUGUUUAAGAAUAAUAAAUGUAUUUUUUUUUUAAAAUAAUGAUGACACUAUCAGUGAAGAUUGCCCUAUUGACUUUUGUUGCAUCCACACGUUCAGACUUAUCAAGAUGCAAGUCGAAUAGAGAAGUUCAUGAACCGCUUUUUUCUGAAAGAGAUUCUCAAUCAAAUAUCGGCACUGCAGCAUCCUUUUGAUGCUGCUUUGGAAUCACUGGACAGUCAAGCCAGGGAGGAGAGGUAGAUCUAUUUUAACACAAGUCCUGAUUUGGCAAAAGUUGAACAUUUUCAUGAUCUGUGCUGAAAGGCAUACAUUUAGAGGUGUCUCUUUAACUUUGGUAAAUGUGCUUGAACAGUAGUUGCUGUUUUUGGCUUGUACAUAUAUGUUUCAGACCAUCAUCAUCUUCAAAUUUUUAUUUCCACUGCUCAUCAGAAUUUACUAAGAAGCAUUCUUAGUGCCAAGAGGUAUGAUAUCACGUUUAACUCGACUCCCGAUCAAGCACAAUGUGAGCAGAUGUCAGAGGUAGCGAGGUACAUAAAAUAAUCACUCGUCCAAGCUAAGCAGGAACCAAUAAUGAUGACGUUUCUUGGAACCAUUCAAGCUAUCGUGUUUUGCAUCGUGUGUAAAAAAAAUUUAAACCCCAGCACUGAUUAGUUUUGUAGACUACUUAAGAAAAUAAGUUUACUUAUUUCAACUUUUGCAGCUCAAACAUACUGCCAGUGGACAUUGAUGAUAUCAGGAAACCAGUCACAUCAUCUAUAAUACCAGGCCGUGUUGUCAGGCGAACUAAACGUCAAGUCAGUUCGAUGAGCACAGGAUCAGGGGAAGGUAAUAUUUGUUUACACAUUUUCCCAUCCUACUAAUUUUAAUGACAAGUGAUUUUUUUUAAUAUCAGUUGUUUUUUUCCAGUUUAAAUAAUCUCAGUUUAGAAGUAAACAAAUGUGUUUUUUUUUAAUCUCUUAUGAUAAAAGCUGUAAAAUAUUUGAUGCAUAAAAAUUUCCUUUUUUUUUUUUCUCACUGUAGAUCUACUUCUAAUAAAUGUGUAAAAUUUUCAAUUUUCACAAAGAAAUAUCAGAAUUUGUAUUUAAUAAAACCAGGAAUCAUUAACAUAGGCUUUAUCAGGUGCCAAAUCUUGAAUUGGUCAUUAUGCUUCAGUUGAUGAGCUGUUCUUAAUUUUUGGGGUUUUAAUUUGGCAGCCAUUUUAAAAUGCUUACAAAUUUGAUACAUUGGGUAGUCAAGUGUUGCAAAGACCAAUUCAGAUCUGUAGAAUGCUUACUUUCCCAUCAUUUGUUGCAGUGAUAGAGGUAGUAGAAAUCAAUUCAGGUAUGCACAGAUAAUUGUUUUAUGUAAAAAGAAUUCUGCAAGUUCUGCACAGCUCUUCAUUAAUGUUGUGGCAAUUUUGUAAUUUUUUCAUUUUUUAUUGUCCUUCUCUAAUGUUAUAUCUUGAUGGUUAGAUUCUAAUGGUUAUAUUUUAUUCCUUGACUAUGACCUUUGAAAUUUAAUUGUGUGCAGUAAAUCUUUUAAUUCUUGGUAUUUUUUUAAAUUUAAAAACUGUUGAUGAAUUAAAUUAAUUUUUCGCGACCUCAAAUGGUACAGAAAAAAAAAAAAAAAGUUUACCUAUCUGGUAAAUUAAAACAAUGAAGCAAAGUGACCCAAAGCUUAAACAUGGAAGCCAGUAGAAGAGCCCGGUCACACUAAUGAAAACUGAACACUGUCAGGACAGAAGCUUCUUCCAUAAACUUGAUGACAACAUCAUGCUGUGACCGUGCACAAGCCUCGGAGACAAUUUCUCACCUCAGAGGCGUAGGGAGAGGGGGGGGGGACAGAUGUCCCCGGGCGCCAGCUAGUUAGGGGUGCCAAAAUGUGCUUUGAUAUUAUAUUAUUGGUAAAAAUAAUAGGUUUGAGAGUUGAAAAAAAGAAAAGGGGGCACUUUAAAAUGGAUCUUGUCCCCGGGCUCGAAUCUUGUCCCCAGGCGCCAAACACCCUCACUACGCCUCUGUGUCACCUGCUGACUCAGUACCCUGGACUGGAGCGGGGAAGCGCGGGGGUGAUGUGAAACCCUCCCAGAUGAUGCAUGACAAAGCCCAACAGAUGGGGCUAGCAGAAUCAUGAUUUUACACAUUUUUAUAGUCCUGUGUUUUUGUAUUAGAUAAGUACUAUGACUUAAUAGUCCUGUGUUUUUGUAUUAGAUAAGUACUAUGACUUAAUAGUCCUGUGUUUUUCUAUUAGAUAAGUACUAUGACUUAAUAGUCCUGUGUUUUUCUAUUAGAUAAGUACUAUGACUUAAUAGUCCUGUGUUUUUCUAUUAGAUAAGUACUAUGACUUAAUAGUCCUGUGUUUUUCUAUUAGAUAAGUACUAUGACUUAAUAGUCCUGUGUUUUUCUAUUAGAUAAGUACUAUGACUUAAUAGUCCUGUGUUUUUCUAUUAGAUAAGUACUAUGACUUAAUAGUCCUGUGUUUUUCUAUUAGAUAAGUACUAUGACUUAAUAGUCCUGUGUUUUUCUAUUAGAUAAGUACUAUGACUUAAUAGUCCUGUGUUUUUCUAUUAGAUAAGUACUAUGACUUAAUAGUCAUAAAAUUUCCUCUUGGAUCCAUUUUUUUGGCUCAUAUAUGUUAAUGUGUCAAAUGUUUCAAGAUGUUAGUCUUAAUGUUUUUUUUAAAAUUCAAUAAAUUAUUUAUUGAAUUUUCUUUGCAUGGUUUCUUGUGGCUACCGUGUAUACUCGUGUAUAAGCCGAGACAUUUUAGUCGUAAACUUCAUAUUUGAAAUACAGAGUCGACUUAUCCAUGGAUCUGUGCUGGUUUCAAUAGAAUUUUGUACAUUAAAUGCAGGGUAAUUUCGAGUUACUGAUAAUGCCAGUGCAUUUACCGGUAACUGCAUGUUGACCCAGAUACCGGGUACACACACAGACAAAAACAACUGUUAAUGCUUGACUGAAAUCUGAUACCAAGCCACAUGUGUCAUCGCUGAUUGCUGAGUCCAUCAGCCUCCACCAUUGGCAGGAGGGAGGACACUGACAUAAAUCGCGGGUAUGUUACAUGAGGCACCCACUUCAAACAAGUGUUGGCCUAAUGACACUGGCCAUAGUUUAGUUUACAGUGCAGUGAUUGCUGCUUAGCACUGCUAGGUAUAAUCUGACAAAAUUAUAAACAUCACUGAAUUUCAUUGCCCCAAGUUUUACCCUCAACUUAUUCAAGAGUCAUACCAUAUUUCAUAAUUGUUGGUAAAAAAAUUUCCCUCGAAUUAUAGACAAGAUCGACUUAUAGGCGAGUAUAAACUGUGUAUAUUUUGUAACGGUAUAUAAAACAAGAGAUACACGGAGACCCAAUUUCGAUGUGUUAAUUUUUUUGUAUAAAAUAUUAAAUCCAAGAAUGAAAUUUUGGAUUACUUUUCUUCUUCUUCUAUAUAUUUAGGCCCCACGAUCAAUGAAUUGAUCAUUCUGGCUCUAUUGAUGUUAACCAAAAUCUAAACUCACAUUUUGAACUUCAAGCACUCAAAUUCAAAUAUAAUUUGCUAACUUUUAAAUUUGUUUUCAAAUUCUUGUCAAUGUCAGUUCUUUCUACAAAUGUUCUUAAGUUAAAAAUUUUUUUUUUUUUAAUUGUUUUAAAGAACAUUUUCCUAGUAUGAUUUUAAAAUUAUAGUUCUUUUUGUUCUUUGGAGCUCUUUGUACAAUUAAAUUCUCGUUUUGAAAAUAUUAGUGUAUACGUUUGGAGAAAAAAAGUUCUAUUCCUUUAAUUUUUUUUAAAGAUAACAAAAGUAUAAUGAGUGUUGGCAUGGCAUCGAGGAGUGAAUAAAUCAAAAAGUAUAGAUUAGAUGCUAUGCAUUGUGAACAGUUUUAAAAUAGGCAGUGCUGUAUACCUCUUUAUUCAUUUCCAGGGGGUCCCAUGAUGAACCAGCAGAUUGAGAGACUGGCCGCCUUGCUGGAUCGCAUAGAACGCAAAGUAAGUAUCAUCAAUAUUUUUUUGCAAACAAAUUAAUUGAAUGAAUUACCUUGUUGAACAGAGGGACUUAUAAUAAACCAAGUGUCUUUCUUUGAUAAUCAUUGAACCAGUUAUAAACUAAGUGUCUGUCUUUGAGAACCAUUGAACCAGUCAUAAAGUAAGAUUCUUUCUUUGAGAACGAUUGAACCAGUUUCAGACUUUGGCUUGAAACAUUAGGAGAUGAAUUGCUGCUAUUUAAAUACUGUUGCUUUCCUGAGGAAAAUAUUAUUUUUAAAAUUCAUUCCUACAUUAAUAUAAUAACGCUUUGCGUGAGGCACACAACUUGUCCACACUGUCCUUUGUGAGCAUGAAUGUGUCCAAUAAUGUCUUCUUCUCCACAGGUGAACUUUGAGGGCUUCAGGGAUGAAGAAGUUGUCAUGGGUGAGGAUGACACGGUGAGUAUUUGGUAUAAUCUGACAUUUGCACAGUGAUCACUCAUUCAAGGCUGAAGGUUACUUCAUUUUUUUGUGUUGUCAUAGCUACACAGUAAUAAAUUAUUUUGUUUUGCUUCUCAGCUUCCCUUUGUGUCAUUGUUUAACUUAGUUUUAGAUUUGAGUAUGAUGUCAUAAACGCUUAAAGAACCUUUUUCAAGGUUAUUUUAACGUGCACCUAAUUAUUAAAUUGUACUGUUCGUGUUAGGUCCUCCUUGUGCAGAGAGAAUUUGUUUUGCAGCCGGCAAAGUUAGAUGAAUUCAUUGCACAGCUUCGUGCCUAUGUUGAUACAACACAGGGCUUCAGGGGUUGUCUGAAGUAAGUGUGACAGAGUUGAUACAAUGCAGGGCUUCGGGGGUUGUCUGAAGUAAGUGACAGAGUUGAUACCACACAGGGCUUCAGGGGUUGUCUGAAGUAAGUGUGACAGAGUUGAUUCAACACAGGGCUUCGGGGGUUGUCUGAAGUAAGUGACAGAGUUGAUACCACACAGGGCUUCAGGGGUUGUCUGAAGUAAGUGUGACAGAGUUGAUACAAUGCAGGGCGUCGGGGGUUGUCUGAAGUGACAGAGAUGAUACCACACAGGUGCUUCAGGGGUUGUCUGAAGUAAGUGUGACAGAGUUGAUACAACACAGGGCUUCGGGGGUUGUCUGAAGUAAGUGACAGAGUUGAUACCACACAGGGCUUCAGGGGUUGUCUGAAGUAAGUGUGACAGAGUUGAUACAAUGCAGGGCUUCGGGGGUUGUCUGAAGUGACAGAGUUGAUACCACACAGGGCUUCAGGGGUUGUCUGAAGUAAGUGUGACAGAGUUGAUUCAACACAGGGCUUCAGGGGUUGUCUGAAGUAAGUGUGACAGAGUUGAUUCAACACAGGGGUUGUCUGAAGUAAGUGUGACAGAGUUGAUUCAACACAGGGCUUCAGGGGUUGUCUGAAGUAAGUGUGACAGAGUUGAUUCAACACAGGGGUUCAGGGGUGGUCUGAAGUAAAUGUGACUGAGUUGAUACAACACAGGGGUUGUCGGAAGUAAGUGUCAACAAAGUCUUAUUGAAGAAGCAAUCAGUGGAGUUAAAGUAUAAUAAGAUGCAUGCUCUUAGUACUUCCCAUGGGUAAGUGUUAUUGAUAACAUUGCCUCCAAAGGCUUGUCAUUUAUAGGGAAAGCUUAGAUUUAUUUUAAAAUAAAAUAUAGACCUUUACAGCAAUUAGAUUUAAUUAGCGAAAGGCUUGGCGACAUAAUCUUUAAGUCCUUUAAUAUUUAUGCAUUAAUUUAACGGAUAAAGGAAGAUUUCAUUAAGCUUUUUAAAAAAUGAAAUAGCAACGUGGCUGAAUGUUUUGAAUGUGGUUAAUGAUUUCCUAUUGUAUUUUGGUUUGAUUUAGCGUGAGUGUAAGAGAACUUCGAGAGAGCCACUCCUUCACUGUGUAUGAAUUGUGGACCACAGAAGAGAAAUAUGUGAUGUGAGUUGUCUAUUGUUAACAUGUUUUUCAUGUUAAGUCCAUGGCAUUCACUGAACUUUCUGUAUAGAGUAAAAUAUUAUUGAAAAAUCUUGUAUUUAGUUACAAAUAAUUGAUGAUAAUCUUUUAAAACUUUAAUGAAAUUGGUUUGUAAAACUGUUUGUGUUGUUUAGGAGGCUGUGUUAUUGUCCAGUUUUUCUACCCAGGGUGUCCUUUUUCGGGGAGCUAUAGUCAAGGGUGAUUAGUUUUAAAUAGCUAUUUUUGGGAUAAUUUAACUGUUCUGUUACGAUUUUUAAUCUAUGUCAGUUUUUCAGUUUUGAUAUAGCAAAGCCACUAAAGUUUUGUUUGUACUUACUGUUACCCCAUAUCUUAAUUAUUUUUUGGGGGGGGGGGGGGGGGGAGAAUAUUAUUUAUGUUGUGCAAGGAUCAAGUUUGUAUUAUCUAUAGUGAUCAAACUCUAUUUAAUGAUUUCAUUUUACAGCAAUUGUGACAGUGAACCAACAAAACUCCUUGUCAGCCAGACAGCAGAAAAGUUAGAGAAGCCAGAGACUGUGCAUUCAAUGAAAAUACCCAGU
Molecule: messenger RNA, 7636 nt
Organism: Lymnaea stagnalis (great pond snail)
Lineage: Eukaryota; Metazoa; Mollusca; Gastropoda; Lymnaeidae
Source: the annotation of a GenBank genome assembly